Manihot esculenta (cassava) is the source of this 953-nucleotide messenger RNA. Its product is annotated as protein DOG1-like 4. Gene Ontology annotation, biological process: DNA-templated transcription. Bases 151 to 888 code for a protein of 245 amino acids. Gene Ontology annotation, molecular function: sequence-specific DNA binding. NCBI's taxonomy places the organism in Eukaryota, Viridiplantae, Streptophyta, Magnoliopsida, Malpighiales, Euphorbiaceae. The record is from RefSeq and is a predicted model, not a curated record. The transcript has a single exon.
ACCAAUUGAUGGCAUGUUGCUGCGCGUAAGCCAUGCACAAGUCACACCUCAAAUAUUCAUUCUUAUAUACAAAAACCAUAUCUCACUAAACCUCUUGAUAAUAUUUCUCUAUCGUUUCCCCUCUCCUUUUCAUCUCCUUGCUUGAACAAUAUGAACACCAAAGUUGAAGAGAAGUUCUCCCAGUUUUUUGAGAAAUGGAUAUGUCAACUUAACGAGUAUCUGCAACAACUGCGAAGGGGUUCAGAGGAUUAUCAAGCUAAAACUAAUGGGUAUGACAAUGAGCAAGAGCUACAAGCUUUAGUAUCAAAAGUUGCACAACAUUACAAAGACUACUACACCAUAAAAUGGGCUUUAGCUCAUGAAGAUGUGCUUGCUUUCUUUUGUCCAAUCUGGGUUUCGCCUCUGGAGAAUGCUUGUUCAUGGGUUACUGGGUGGAAACCUUCAGCGGUUUUUAAACUGGUAGACUCAAUAAGGAAAUCUCGUCUUCCAGGUUCGAAUCUGGCUGAGUUGACACAAGAACAGCUGAGAAAGAUUGAGGCUUUGAGGGUGAGAAUAAGGUCAGAGGAAGAGAAGGUGGAGAGGGAAAUGGAGAGGCAACAAGUGGCUGUAGCGGACACAAAGAUGGCGGAGUUGUCGAGGUUGGGAAUUCGACUGAAGAAUGGAGAGCAAGUGAGCCAGGUGGAGGGACUGAUGCAGGUGGCACUGAAGGGAGUAUUGGCAGGAUUAGAGAAGGUGAUGAAAGCAGCAGACUGUGUAAGGCUUAGAACUUUGAAGGGAGUUUUGGAUGCUUUGAAGCCAGUAGAGUGUGUGGAGUUCUUGGCUGAGGUUGGCAUGCUUCAAAUUCAGCUCAGUCAAUAUGGAAAGCAAUGGGAUAUGCAGCAUCUUUAAUUAAUACUAAUUAGCAACUCUCUACUUGUAGGAUUUUAGGGGCUUUGGUUUCAUUUUGAGACUUU